Cryptosporidium ubiquitum is the source of this 516-nucleotide messenger RNA. RefSeq names its product mitochondrial import inner membrane translocase subunit TIM17. Gene Ontology annotation, biological process: protein import into mitochondrial matrix. NCBI's taxonomy places the organism in Eukaryota, Apicomplexa, Conoidasida, Eucoccidiorida, Cryptosporidiidae. Gene Ontology annotation, molecular function: transmembrane protein transporter activity. Bases 1 to 516 code for a protein of 171 amino acids. The transcript has a single exon. The record is from RefSeq and is a predicted model, not a curated record. Gene Ontology annotation, cellular component: mitochondrial inner membrane; TIM23 mitochondrial import inner membrane translocase complex.
AUGAGCGACUUUACUAGAGAACCCUUCCCAGAUAGAAUAUUUGAGGACCUUGGCGGAGCCUUUAGUAUGGGAUGUAUUGGUGGAUUUGUCACAAAUUUUUUCAAAGGUAUGAAGUACUCCUCAACCAAGAUGGAGAUGCUUUCGAGUGGCAUGCUUUUUGCCAGAAGAGCAGCUCCUUCACUCGGCACUAGUUUUGCUUUAUGGGGUGGAACGUUUUCUUGUUUUGAUUGUUUAAUGGCUAAAUUGAGAGGCAAAGAAGACCAUUGGAAUGCAAUUUUUUCAGGAACAGCAACUGGUGGUUUACUAGCCAUAAGAGGGGGUUUGAAAACAUCGUUAAAAAGCGCAAUGGUUGGAGGAAUACUUUUAACUAUUAUUGAAUCAGUUUCUAUUGGGAUUAACAGAAAGACAAUCCAGACACCAAGACAACAGUUUAAAGAAUACCAAAGGUUUGUUCAGAUGUCUGAAAAUCAAGACAAAAAAUCAAGAUCGGAAUUAAAACUUUCAGAGUUUAAGUAG